UGUCGUUUCAAGGUUCAUUUGGUAAACCAUGCAGUAUAAAGUGCAAUGAAACCUACGCAGACAGAUGUUCUACUUCAGGUUCAGUCAACAUGCCGUGGUUGAUACUAGUUUUCGGUACAGUUUUAGCAGCUGCGGGUGAAGUUACAGGAUCGAUUGGAAUGCGGGAAUAUGUUGAUUCAGAGACGGGUGCGAAAUGGAUUUAUGCAGAACCACCGGAAACAUUCCGACAGGGGAAUCUUCAGUUGAUGUUCAGAGCGAUACGCGAACCUGAAGAACAACGUUCCAAAAGACCAACCGUUUCCCAUGAGAGUCUUGGCGAUGAAAACAUACCCAAGACCUUUGACGCACGGGAACAAUGGCCUCACUGUCCAACCAUUGGCCAAAUCAGAGACCAGUCGAGCUGUGGAUCUUGCUGGGCUUUUGGAGCAGUGGAGGCGAUGAGCGACCGUUUGUGUAUUCACUCAAAUGGUACUUUUACUAAAAGCCUAAGUUCCAUUGACUUAGUUUCUUGCUGCGGAUACUGUGGUUUUGGCUGUCAGGGAGGCUAUCCUCCUGCCGCAUGGGAUUUUUGGCAAGCGUAUGGCAUCGUCACCGGAGGUUCGAAAGAAGACCCCAUGGGUUGCCGUUCAUAUCCAUUUCCGAAAUGCUCUCACCACGGAUCAAAGAAGUACCCGCCGUGUCCACACAGAAUUUACGACACGCCAAAAUGUGUACCAAAAUGCGACACGCCCAACAUCGAUUAUGAGACUGACAAGACAAGAGCUAACAUCACUUACAAUGUACAACGAUCCCAAAUGGCGAUAAUGAAGGAGAUCAUGAUCAACGGACCAGUCGAAGCAGCGUUUGAGGUUUACGAAGACUUUCUCGGUUACAAACAAGGUGUGUAUUUCCAUUCCACUGGCGAGUUUAUUGGUGGUCAUGCCAUUCGCAUUUUGGGCUGGGGAGAAGAGAACGGCACACCCUAUUGGUUGAUCGCAAAUUCAUGGAACGAAGGCUGGGGUGAAGAUGGAUACUUUAAAAUGUUGCGUGGAAAAAAUGAGUGUGGAAUUGAAGAUGAAGUCACUGCGGGUUUACCAGAAUUGUCCAUCAUUCCACCUAAGUGAUUUUGGUCAUUUGUAAGUUGACGCCUUACUCUCAAUAUACAGCGUCCUGCAAAACAGAUGUCUUGUCCCCAAAAAUUC
This is a messenger RNA of Opisthorchis viverrini, 1181 nucleotides long. RefSeq lists its product as hypothetical. Gene Ontology annotation, cellular component: lysosome. The record is from RefSeq and is a predicted model, not a curated record. Bases 90 to 1103 code for a protein of 337 amino acids. The transcript has 4 exons. Lineage: Eukaryota; Metazoa; Platyhelminthes; Trematoda; Opisthorchiida; Opisthorchiidae. Gene Ontology annotation, molecular function: cysteine-type endopeptidase activity.